CCCUAGCUAGCCGACAUGUCAUCGAUUCCUCCCGUUGCUGCAGCAUGGUCGGUCGUACGUGUUGCUUUCCCAUUGGUCGGACAGCCUGCGCGGGCCACGCGACCCUUGGACGUAUCCUCCUCCCGGGAAUCCCUGCAGCGCAAGCAAACGCCCUCUAUAAAUCCUACCCCUCUCCCCGUGCUGUGCUUGACAAGAACCCAGCAAUCUAGAGAUAGAGAUCGAUCGAUGGCUAACGGCUAUUACUAUCAAAAUCCAAACGGUCCCUACGACUACUACUCUUCUUCCACCUCCUCCUCCUCCUCCUCCUGGCCGCCUCUGCCGCUGCAUCUCUGCCUCUUCCUGUUCACCCUCUUCGCGCUCAUAAGCUUGUCGUGGUACAUGGCGUACGAGUCGGUGCUGGAAAGCCUGUUAGAUCAGCUGCGGCUGGGGCUGAUGCUGUCUCCGCUGCUGCUGCUGCUGCUGGUGCACUUGCUUUCGAAUGACAAUCUCCGGCGGGUGUCCUUCUUUGUUCCCUUGCCGACGGAGCGGGAGUCUUUCCACCGGGCCGGCGGCUCCCCUUGGGGAGUCGCCCUCGUCUUGGUGCUCCUCAUAUUCAUGAUCUCCUACAAGUCCUACUUCCAGGACUGGUGGUUCCCUCUCCUCAGUCGAUAGGCACAAAAGUAAUAACUAAUUAAUUCAUCCGGCCCGCAGCUAUGACUGCGACUCUUGUACCUGCAGCUAGAGCUUCAGCGUGUUUAAUAAGCUAGCAGCUACUGUAGUAGAUCUGUCUCCGUGAAGCUACAGUACCAAGCACUGAACAUUUAUAUAUAUAGUUUUAUGUGGUGUUCAGGCGAAGAGCAGGGGAAUAAGUUCAGUGAGAUCGAGUGAGGAGUAAAAUUUGAAAAUUUCAAUGUAAAAUCAAUAAUUAUAUUAUUAAAAAUAAAACAAAUUAAAGAGUGUUUUCCCCCUUUAUCAGAUCAAAGGCCCGCAUCUUAAUUUAUCA
Messenger RNA from Zingiber officinale, 982 nucleotides. RefSeq lists its product as uncharacterized. The record is from RefSeq and is a predicted model, not a curated record. The transcript has a single exon. Lineage: Eukaryota; Viridiplantae; Streptophyta; Magnoliopsida; Zingiberales; Zingiberaceae. The coding region runs from base 16 to 651 and encodes 211 amino acids.